Molecule: messenger RNA, 1849 nt
Organism: Boeremia exigua
Lineage: Eukaryota; Fungi; Ascomycota; Dothideomycetes; Pleosporales; Didymellaceae
Product: major facilitator superfamily domain-containing protein
Exons: 2
Coding region: 94-1548 (484 amino acids)
Biological process (GO): transmembrane transport
Cellular component (GO): membrane
Molecular function (GO): transmembrane transporter activity
Source: RefSeq, a predicted model, not a curated record
ACUCGGGACUACACGUGUUGUAUAGAACUACACAUAUCGUGUUGUUGUAAGAGAAGGACUAGAGGGCUUUCCCGCGCCGCCACAGACACCACCAUGGUCAAACGGACACCCAGCCAGGCGUCGGAGGAGUCGGUGCGCGAGGUGCAGCGCGAGGACGACGGGUCGCUGCUGUCAGCGCCAGACGAGCUGGAGGAGAAGUGGAAGAGCGGGAUUCGAUUCAAGGUCGACCUGCGGCUGUGCAGCAUCGCCGGCGUGCUCGCGAGUCUCAACCUGCUCGACAGCGGCGUCAUCUCGUCGGCGUCGGUGACCUCGAUGCUGUCCGACCUCGAGCUGGACGUGGGGAACCGCUACUCCGUGUCCAUCUUCAUCUUCACCAUUGCCAGCAUCGCGUUCCAGCUGCCCUCGACCAUCGCGGUGCGCACGUUCGGCCCGCGCAUUUGGUUCUCGUUCAUCACGGUGUGCUUUGGGAUUAUCACGCUGUGCACCGCGUUCGUCACCUCCUGGCGCCAGAUGAUCGCCCUGCGCAUCCUGCUCGGCAUCGCCAUGUCGGGCGUCUACCCUGGGCUUACCUACUUGCUUAGCAUCUGGUAUACGCGCAAGGAGCAGCAGCUGCGCUUUGCCCUCAUGCAGAGCGGCGAAGUAUCCAUCCUCGCCGCGGGCAGCAUCGUCAACUACGGCCUCAACCGCCUCGACGGCGCCCACGGCCUCAAGGGCUGGCAGUGGAUGUUCGUCGUCCAGGGCGCCAUCACCGCCUUCCUCGGCGUCCUGACGUACUGGUGGAUGCCCGACUUCCCCGAGCGCGCACACACGUCGUUCCACUUCCUGAGCGAGUCGGAGGCGCGCGUGGCCAGCGCCCGCAUCGCGCUCGACCGCGGCGACCACGAGCCGACCCCCUUCACCUGGCGCGCGGUGCUCUCCCACGCCGCAGACCCCAAGAUCUACGCCUUCUGCACGCUCUACUUCCUCCAGAACCUCGUCUCCACCAGCAUGAGCUACUUCCUGCCCAUCAUCCUGCAGGGCGGCAUGGGCUUCAGCACGGGCGACUCGAUCCUGCUCUCCGCGCCGCCCUACUUCUACGCCGUCAUCCCCGCGCUGCUAUCGUCCUACGUCGGCGACCGCUUCCGCCUGCGCGGGCCCGUCAUCGUGUUCAACUGCGCCACGCUGGUCGUCGGCUUCGCGCUGCUGGGCUUCAGCCCGCACGUCGGCGCGCGCCUGGCGGGCACGUAUCUCGCGACCGGCGCGUACGUGGCCAACUGGGCCGCCAUGGCGACGUACCAGGCCAACAACGUCGUCGGCCAGUGGAAGCGGGUGUUCACGGCCGCGGCGGUGACGGCGUGCAACGGCGCGGGCGGGAUCGCGGGGAGUUUCAUCGUCCGCCGCCAGGAGAGUCCGCGGUACUUGACCGCCGUGUGGGUGUCGAUUGGGAGCCAUGUGUUGAUUGUCGCGGUCGUGGGGCUGUUCAGCGUGUAUUUCUACAUCGCGAACGGGCGCCAGAGGAGGGGGAAAGUGGUGUUGGAGGGCACGCCCGGGUUUCGGUUUACGUAUUAGAGGGGGCGGUAUGUAUAUCUAUUCGCAUCUCAAAAGCUCAGGUUCGUUAUAUUCAUUGAGUUCACGACUCUACGUCCGGAUAUGCUUGCUACUGCAUUGCCAAAGCUCAAUAUAGCCACACCAGCUACAAAUUGAAGCCCGCGAUGUUCCCGAUGAAAUGGUGGCUACGAUCUCAUGUCGUGGUUCAUGAUCCACAAGCAAAUCCUAGGCAAGAUUCACGCAUGCUUCAACAGAAGAAGCCGUGCAGGACGAACAAUGCCUCAACGCUGCUUCCCACAAGGUUCCACCAUGCGGUAGCUAU